Messenger RNA from Tetrahymena thermophila SB210, 528 nucleotides. RefSeq names its product Ras family small GTPase. The record is from RefSeq and is a predicted model, not a curated record. Gene Ontology annotation, molecular function: GTPase activity; GTP binding. The transcript is spliced from 2 exons. NCBI's taxonomy places the organism in Eukaryota, Ciliophora, Oligohymenophorea, Hymenostomatida, Tetrahymenidae.
AUGAUUCAUCAAACAGAGUAGUAUAAAAUUAUGAAAGUAGCUUAAAUAGGAGGUGGGUAUACAGGAAAGUCAUCUUUAUAUUUGAGAUAUCUUUAAGGAGAGUUUAUUGACAACCCUAAUUAUAUUGGCGUUGAAUUUUAUACAAAAACUAUUAAGAUAGCAGAGGAACAAAUUAAAUUUUAAUUUUGGGAUUGUCACUUGAACGAAAAAAUCUAUUCUUUAUAUCAAAAUUAUUUUAAAUAAUGUUCAAUAGUUAUGAUAUCUUAUGACAUUACUAAUAGAUACUCCUUUGAUAGAGCGCAAUUAUGGUGUAAAGAUUACAAUUAAAAAAAAUUAAAUAAAGUAGCUCUACUAGCUUUGAUUGGAAAUAAAUGCGAUUUAGAAUAAUAAAGGUAAGUUUCAUAUCAAGAGGGUAAACAUAUUGCAAAGUCUUUAGGAAUGCUAUUCUUCGAAGUCUCCUCUAAAACAGGUUAUUAAGUAAAUGAGCUGUUUGAAAGUUUAAUAAGCUACGUGAUCAAUAUUAAUUGA